AUGUCAAUUUCCGCAAUCCCGCCUUCUGCUUGUACAAAUGCGUCAAUCCCUAUUCCAGUACUUUCUGGCGCUGAGAUUCUCAAUCUGAGUGCUGUUCCUGUUCUGAAUUAUACUGCAUCUGCUUCAGAAAAUUACACUCACAACCAUCCCACCAUUGAAGCAGAGAAUAUCGAUUUUUGCAACAUUACAAUUACAUAUACCCACCCUGGCCAGCAAGACAAUCUAAGCAUUGAAACUUGGCUUCCCUUGAACAACUGGAACGGUCGAAUCCAGUCUGUAGGUGGCGGGGGCUGGGUUGCAGGUCGCUUUUUUAUCUCAUACCAGGCAAUGAAUGGUGCUAUCGCCGAACGCUAUGUUACGUCCAGCAUUGACGCUGGGCUCAAAGACAAGUCUGGACAGACGGCUUUUGUGCCUGAUGAGUGGGCUAUGGUCUCCGAAGGCAAUGUAAAUCUAUAUAACCUACAGAACUUUGGCUCGGUAUCUCUUAAUGAUCAGGCCAUCAUUGUCAAGGCCCUUACCAAGGACUUCUAUGGCCGUCCUCACGACUAUGCGUACUGGAGCGGCUGCUCACAAGGUGGAAGGCAAGGCCUGACGCUGGCGCAAAAGUACCCUGAUGCAUAUGACGGCAUUGCGGCCGCAGCACCCGCAAUCUAUAUGCCUCAACUUUGCAUGGCAAAUUUAUGGUCACAAGUCGUCAUGAAGGAACGCGGAGAAUACCCCUCACGAUGCGAAUUCGAAUACAUACAAGCCGCCGCUAUCGAAGCUUGCGAUCCACUCGAUGGUUGCAUUGACAAUCUUGUCUCAAAUGAAUCUGCUUGUCAAUUUGACCCAAUGACAGUAGUGGGACAUCCUCUCAAUUGCUCUGAAACCGGCAAUAUGACUGUGGUAAGUGAGACCGCUGCCAUCGUGGCUGCGGCUGCCUGGGAAGGCCCUCGCACACCAGAAGGAGGUUUUUUGUGGCACGGAUUCAACAAGGAUAUACAACUUUCCGGAGAUGCCUCAGGAGCACAAACAGCGGAUCUAGGUGUUGCUCAGACACUCUGCCACAACGGAACUUGCAGUGGAGUACCUAAUGGGCUCGGUGAUAAGUUGGUUACGUUCUUUCUUGAAAAGAAUUCAUCUGCAACUUGGCAAAAUGUUACAACUGAGAACUUUGCCAAAUAUUUCAAGGAAGCAGUGAGGGACUUUGGCCCAUUUCUGGGGUCUUCUGAUGCAGACUUAUCCGAGUUCCGCGCUGCUGGUGGAAAGAUGAUUACAUAUCAUGGCAUGGCUGAUAAUCUCAUUCCGAUCAAGCAGAGUUACCAGUACUACGAUGAUGUUCUGAAGAAUGAUCCUAAUGUGGCGGAUUUCUAUCGCCUUUUUGAAGUACCAGGCCUUGCUCACUGCUCUGGCGGCAAUGGUGGCCAACCUACCGCCACUUGGGCUGCACUUGUUGCUUGGGUAGAAAAUGGAAAGUCGCCGAGUACACUGCCUAUCAUUGUCAAGGACGAGAAUGGGAAGGUUUCUGAGCGACAACUCCGCCCAUACUCUAAGAAGACUUCAUGGACUUGGCCUCCAGUUGCAUGCUAUUAUCAAGGUUGGAAUUUGGUAGAAACUAUCCUGGAACUACCAGAAGAAGGGGACUACAUAUUAUCAGCAUGGAUCCUUGACGAAUUAGGCGUCAACGUUGGUAGCGCUACGGAUUAUCUCUCUAUCGAUGCCAGUAUUCCUGUGCCCCGCGUCUUCUUGGCAGACUUAAACGAACACUCGGACGAUACUGUGGGGGGCACGAACUCGGUUACUUACAACUUUUCGUAUGCGCAAAGGAUUGCUCGCCUAAACGUUGUAGGCUACACAGUCAAUGACUUCAACAUCACUCAAGAACGAUGGAGCCAAACACUUGAAAUCAUCAAAUCUAUAAGUACAGAAGGCGAAUUUGUUGUCUUCCCUGGCACUAAGUGGUGCAGCAACUCAGCAGCAGGAGGCGAUCACAAUGUCGUGUUUCUCGAUGACCCGCAUACUACACCACCCAAGUUUCCCUUUGGUAAGCAUGGAAAUGUUGUCCGAAGCUUUGAGUGGAAUGAGCAUGGCCCUGCUGCAUGGCCACUGGAUAAACUGUACGCUACUUACGCUCACAACCCGGAAAGACAUCUUCUGCUCCCUCAUGUUGGUGGUCGUAGGUGCAAUCUCGCCUGGCACCACCUGAAACUCGAACGUCUUCUGGAGAUUAGCAGUGAGUGGGGGUUAUUUGAGUGGUUACUCCGUGAUGUAGUUCAGAGAGGAAGGAAACUUGGAGUGUCUGCAAAUUUAGAUGAGCAUCGGGGUCGCUGUGGAGGUGGUGUCCCUGGAACAGCUGUCUUUGACACAAAAAGUGGCCUAACCGGUGUUCUUUCUGAUACGCCUGGAAGGGCUGAGAUAGCAACCGCGCUCCGAACUCAACGGACUUUUGCUACUACAGGUGAACGACUGGUAGGACUUGUGAGCACUGAAGACGGGCAGCUGCAAGGCGACGAUGUCAAGGCCACGGGCGAAGGACCUUUAACACUCAAGUACCAAUUUUUCGGUAGAGAUGGUUUCUCCACUAUCGAAGCUUGGGAUGCUAGUGGAUCGACAAUGCAGCGGGACCUUGAAAAAGAAGUUUAA
Fusarium venenatum is the source of this 2622-nucleotide messenger RNA. Its product is annotated as Tannase/feruloyl esterase. The record is from RefSeq and is a predicted model, not a curated record. NCBI's taxonomy places the organism in Eukaryota, Fungi, Ascomycota, Sordariomycetes, Hypocreales, Nectriaceae.